AUGGAAAUGACUGAUUUUGAACUCACUAGCGAUUCGCAAUCGAACUUAGCUAUCCCAUCCAACUUCAAAUCGACUCUGCCCCCUAGGAAAAGAGCCAAGACGAAAGAGGAAAAGGAACAGCGGAGAAUCGAGCGGAUUUUGAGAAACAGAAGAGCGGCUCACCAGAGCAGAGAAAAGAAGAGACUGCAUCUGCAGUACCUCGAGAAGAAGUGCUCCCUCCUGGAGAGCUUGCUGAGUAACGUCGACCUCGAGAAACUGGCCGAGCACGAAGACGUGUUGGCCUGCAGCCGCGACGCCUUCGUCGCCCACCUCGACGAGUACAGGGACUUCCAGUGCUCGCGGGACACGUUGAUGGACGCCCGUACCAGCUCACACUCGUCUUCUGACACUUUCACACCUUCGCCAUUGAACUGCACGCUCGAGCCUGCGACACUGUCGCCCAAGAGCAUGCGCGACUCCUCGUCGGACCAAGAGACCUCGUGGGAGCUGCAGAUGUUCAAGACGGAGAACAUACAAGAACCUGCCACACUACCUGCCGCAGACGAUAACAACCUGUUUCACACGGCGGCUUCACCGCUCGUGGACCCGCUCUGCGGCGAGAUAGCAGAGAAUAGUCUGCCCUUUGACAAUUCAAUUGACCUUGACAAUUGGCGUAAUCCAGCCGUGAUUACGAUGACCAGGAAACUGCACUGA
Saccharomyces eubayanus is the source of this 693-nucleotide messenger RNA. It is a transcript of the gene HAC1, whose product is annotated as transcription factor HAC1. NCBI's taxonomy places the organism in Eukaryota, Fungi, Ascomycota, Saccharomycetes, Saccharomycetales, Saccharomycetaceae. Gene Ontology annotation, biological process: positive regulation of transcription by RNA polymerase II. Gene Ontology annotation, molecular function: DNA-binding transcription factor activity, RNA polymerase II-specific. The transcript has a single exon. The coding region runs from base 1 to 693 and encodes 230 amino acids. The record is from RefSeq and is a predicted model, not a curated record.